Molecule: messenger RNA, 293 nt
Organism: Arabidopsis thaliana (thale cress)
Lineage: Eukaryota; Viridiplantae; Streptophyta; Magnoliopsida; Brassicales; Brassicaceae
Exons: 1
Coding region: 126-293 (55 amino acids)
Source: RefSeq, marked reviewed
UGGUUUCAUCAUCUUUUCAAAAACGGUUUAGACAAUUCUGUGAUAUGCAAUGAUUAGGAGAUUGUGUAAGAAUUAAGAUGAAACAACAAAAAGAGAGAUAUGUAACCUAACGGUGGAGACAUCUUAUGAAAACAUUGGUCUUGAAGACUAAGCUAAAAAUAAAACCUGUUUAUUUCACCGCCGCCGUCGAAACAUUCAAGCGGCUUACGGCGGAGAGAGAAGAGUUCCGAUGGGACGAGAGGAAAAGAGAUCGACGCGGCGUCACCAAAAGUCCAAAACAACAAAUUAGCUAG